Messenger RNA from Solanum tuberosum (potato), 2641 nucleotides. RefSeq names its product regulatory protein NPR3. Gene Ontology annotation, cellular component: nucleus. The record is from RefSeq and is a predicted model, not a curated record. NCBI's taxonomy places the organism in Eukaryota, Viridiplantae, Streptophyta, Magnoliopsida, Solanales, Solanaceae. Gene Ontology annotation, molecular function: protein binding. The coding region runs from base 626 to 2371 and encodes 581 amino acids. Gene Ontology annotation, biological process: defense response to bacterium; systemic acquired resistance, salicylic acid mediated signaling pathway; regulation of jasmonic acid mediated signaling pathway. The transcript has 4 exons.
AGGAAACUUCCUUGAGACACGUGGGUCCACUUUGUUGUCUUCUUAAAGUAACUAGGGACAAAUUUUCUUGAAUUCUAACCCUUUAAUCUUUUGUUUGUUCAUCGGAUCUAGCUUGAGAAUUAACAAAACAGUUUUUUUGCUCUGCAAUUGGAAAUUUUUUUGGUUGUCUUGACUGGAAUGAAUGUUGUUCCAUUUGGGUAAGUUGUGAUCAAGUAGUUGAAGGGUUAUUAGUUGGUAGAAUUUUCAUUUGGGUUAGUUGUGAUCAAGCUGUUGAAAAUUUGCAUGUUGUAUUCUUGAAAAAGAUACUAUUUUUACUGUGAAAUUGCAUUUUAGCUGAUGUUAGAUAGGGUGGAAUUGUUAGUUUCUGCUCAAGGGUUGAUUUGGUUGUAGCUGAAAUUGGGAGAAUUUGAGUUGUAGUUUUGGAAUUUGCUUCUUUUCUUCAUCUUCGUUGUUGAAUGUGAGGACUGAGGAGAAAGGAUGAAUUUCUUGUAUUGGUGAUUGAUUAAGGUUUUGGAGAGGUUCUUUUUGUGCAUAAGAGCCUGUGUGGAGACACUCUGAUUUUCUGGAGUUUGACUAUCUUAGAUGUAGAUAAAAUUUGUGUAUUUUUAGCCUAUACAAUUGUGAAAUGGGAAGUUCUGCUGAACCAUCAUCUUCUAUAAGCUUUACUUCAACUUCCAACACGUCGAAUGGGUCCAUUGGCAUAGGCCAAAACACAUGUGCUUGUGGUGGAUCUGAGACAGGGAGUAGUAAUGAAAUCAUCAGCUUAAGUAAACUCAGUAAUAAUUUAGAGCAACUCUUGUUAGAUUCCAGCUCUGAGUUUAGUGAUGCUGAGAUUGUUGUUGAGGGUGAUUCACUUGGUGUUCAUCGUUGUAUAUUAGCUGCCAGGAGUAGUUUUUUUCGGGAUCUUUUUAGGAACGAAAACGGAAAUUGUGGAAAGGAAGGUAAGCCAAGUUACUCUAUGAUUGAUAUAUUGCCUUGUGGUAAGGUUGGAUAUGAGGCUUUCCGUACUUUCUUAAGCUAUUUGUACUCGGGAAAAUUGAAGCAUUUCCCUCCAGAGGCAUCAACGUGUGUCGACAGUUUAUGUUCCCAUGACUUUUGCAGACCAGCAAUCAAUUUUCAUGUUGAGUUGAUGUAUGCCUCUUUCGUGUUUCAGGUUCCAGAGCUGGUGUCACUUUUUCUGCGACGCCUUAUCAGUUUUGUCGGGAAGGCUGUUCUGGAAGAUGUUAUCCCAAUACUUGGAGUUGCUUUCCAUUGCCAAUUGAGCGAGCUUCUCACUCAUUGUGUUGAUAGAGUAGCGCGAUCAGAUCUUGAAAGCACAUGUAUUGAGAAGGAGGUUCCCUUUAAAGUUGCAGAGAGUAUUAAGUUAUCGCAGCUGAAAUGUCAGGGUGAUGAAAGUAAGGUUCUACCCGUGGAUCCGUUGCAUGAAAAGAGAAAAAAUAGGAUAUACAAGGCAUUGGAUUCGGAUGAUGUUGAACUUGUCAAGCUUCUACUUAAUGAGUCUGACAUAAGUUUAGAUGGAGCCUACGCUCUUCAUUACGCUGUUGCAUAUUGUGACCCCAAGGUUGUUACUGAGGUUCUUGGACUGGGUGUUGCUAAUGUCAACCUUCGGAAUACACGUGGUUACACUGUGCUUCACAUUGCUGCCAUGCGUAAGGAACCCUCAAUCAUUGUAUCACUUUUGACUAAGGGAGCUCAUGCAUCAGAAAUUACAUUGGAUGGGCAGAGUGCUGUUAGCAUCUGUAGGAGGCUGACUAGGCCUAAGGAGUACCAUGCAAAAACAGAACAAGGCCAGGAAGCAAACAAAGAUCGGGUAUGUAUUGAUGUUUUGGAGAGAGAGAUGCGUCGCAACCCAAUGACCAGAGAUGCAUUAUUUUCUUCCCCCAUGUUGGCCGAUGAUCUGCCCAUGAAACUGCUCUACCUGGAAAACAGAGUGGCAUUUGCACGAUUAUUGUUCCCUCUUGAAGCCAAACUAGCCAUGGAAAUUGCAACUGCUGAGACAACAGCUGAAUUCGCGGAUCAUUUGGCAUCUAAAGGUUCAUCUGGAAACUUGAGGGAGGUUGAUCUGAAUGAGACACCCAUAAUGCAGAAAGAAAGACUCUCGAAGACAGUUGAGCUGGGCAAACGCUACUUUCCUCAUUGCUCCCAAGUUCUGGAUAAGUUUAUGGAGGAUGACUUACCCGACUUUAUUUUCCUUGAGAAGGGCACUCCAGAGGAACAAAAGAUCAAGAGGCGGCGAUUUAAGGAGCUCAAAGAUGAUGUUCAAAGGGCAUUUAACAAAGACAAGGCUGGCCUUCAUUGCUCUGGCUUGUCUUCCUCAUCAUCUUCCACAACUUUUAAAGACGGUGCAAGUGUCAAAGCUAGGAACCUAUGAUAGUAACUAGGUUUUAUCCUACGAAUUGUUUUGAAACUCAGUUUUGUAUGUAAGAUAAAUAGUCUUCAAAACACUUAUCUUGUAAAAUUUUCAUUAUAGUGGCUGCUCUAUCUUUGACCAUUUUCAUAGUCCAUCUUGUUAAGCUUGCUUGUUCAUUGUAGAAAUAAAGUUGCAUAAGAACAAGCUUGCGGAAAUAUUAAUGAUGUAGAAAUGAUUAGCGUGUAUGGAGAAUUUAUCGUAUUUUAUCACUAUGUAGAGAUAUUUGAAUCA